AUGCUUAUUAUAAUAAAUUAUAAACUAGAAGUUUAUAAAGUAGAGAAAAACUAUCUAGAAACGACUCCUAAAGAAAAUAUAAUCAGCCUAGAGAUCUUUAAAUAG
This is a messenger RNA of Fusarium pseudograminearum CS3096, 105 nucleotides long. RefSeq lists its product as uncharacterized. NCBI's taxonomy places the organism in Eukaryota, Fungi, Ascomycota, Sordariomycetes, Hypocreales, Nectriaceae. Bases 1 to 105 code for a protein of 34 amino acids. The record is from RefSeq and is a predicted model, not a curated record. The transcript is spliced from 7 exons.